AUGGUACCACGUUUAACUCAACUUCUUGUGGUAUACCUUGGUGGAUUUUCUGGGCUCCCUGGUACCUUCGCCGCCGACGUAUCUGUGCCCACGUCCAGUGGACCAGUUGAGGGUCACCUGGCAGCAAAUACGACCAGAGUCUUGGAGUUCCUCGGCAUCCCAUAUGCAGCUCCGCCAGUGGCAAAUCUGCGGUUUCAGCCCCCGGCACCGUACAAGGGUAAGGAAGUCAUCAACGGCACAGAUUUCGGCUUUAUCUGCAUGCAGGUGGACAUGUUUGCCGGUGCGCCGACGCAGAAGGGCAAACUAGAAGGAAGAGCGUUGCCGCUUACACCGGCUGGCUAUGCACUACUACAAGAAUACUUCACUGGCAUCCCACCGAUAAGUGAGGACUGUCUCACACUCAACGUUUGGGCAAAGGGCGAUACUGGUGGGGACAAAAAGGCCGUCAUGGUUUGGAUCCAUGGCGGCGGCUUUACUAGUGGAAGUUCUGCCGUGCCUUUUUAUACCGGCAAGUAUCUGGCUGAACAAGACGACGUGAUAGUUGUGUCUCUGAACUACCGCCUUAACAUCUUCGGAUUCCCCGGUGCAGAGUCUUUCCCGUCAAACAAUCUCGGUUUACUGGACCAGCGCCUAGCCAUUGAAUGGGUCCGCGACAAUAUCGCAAAUUUUGGGGGUGAUCCGGAUCGAAUCAUUCUGUUUGGGCAGUCGGCCGGGGGCUCGUCAGUUGGCUACCAGAGUUACGGUUGGGCGUCAGAUCCCGUUGUCCAGGGCUACAUACUCGAGAGCGCUGUGAGCCUCGAUGCUAACUCGAAAGAACAAGCUCAAGAAUUAUGGGCUAACGCUACCAGACUCGCCAAUUGUUCAGACGGCUCUAGUGACUCGGAAGCUGCUGAUAGCUGCAUGCGUCUGGACGUCUCUGCGACAGAUCUUCUUGCCAUCUCGCGGCAGUUAUAUUUCGGACCAACCGUAGAUGGGCGCGUGGUCUUUGAUGAUUAUGAAACGAGAAGGCCCGCAGAUAAGCCGGUCAUUGUUGGACACAAUGACUAUGAGCCUGGUCUGACCAAAGUCCUUGCGCCGCCCCUGCCGGAGAUUAUAUGGCAGCAACAAGAACUCGCUUUCGGCUGUGCCGCGGCAGAGAGAGCAGCAUACUUUGCGUUGAAUGGGCUGCCAACCUGGAGAUAUCGUUGGUUCGGAGAUUGGACGAAUCUGAGGUUGACGGAGAACCCAACUAGUGGUGCUUGGCAUGGCUCAGAGAUUUUACCUAUUUUCAACACGAUUCCGCAGACUGUAGCAGUCAAUACCCCUGAAGAAACUUCAAUAGCCAAUUAUAUCCGCGGUGCUUGGGUCGCAUUCGCUAAAGAUUCCGUCAACGGACUACGGACAUACGGCAGUGGAUGGCCUCAAUAUAGCACGAACGGCGAUACCCUAGUCCGGUUGGCGUUCAACAAUGUGACGGGUACAAAUCUAGUGGCUGGAAAUACGUACGAUAUCGAAUGUCCGCCUUACCCAGUAGUCCCAAGCUUGUAG
This is a messenger RNA of Neoarthrinium moseri, 1527 nucleotides long. RefSeq lists its product as uncharacterized. The transcript is spliced from 4 exons. Bases 1 to 1527 code for a protein of 508 amino acids. NCBI's taxonomy places the organism in Eukaryota, Fungi, Ascomycota, Sordariomycetes, Amphisphaeriales, Apiosporaceae. The record is from RefSeq and is a predicted model, not a curated record.